AAAAAAGUUGAUUCGUUGUGUUGUCGAACUGUCCACUGACUAUCUAGUUAGUGCCUAGUGAGUAGUGGUAAAAUUAUUAAUAUGCCAACAAUUUGGCAAUUAAACUUAUUAAAAUAAUAAAAUCAAAAACUGCCAAAUUAUUAACAUAAUACAUACAGUAAUAUCAUUUAUUUUAAAUUGAUACAUUUUUUAAUUAAAAACGGUUUUGUGCAAUCGCGUAGUGUAAAAAUGUCUUCAAAAGCUGAAAAAGACAAACAGAAACAAAUACAAGAUAGAUGUUUAUCGUUGCUGAAUCAAAUGUUAAAAGAUGAUGAUAAUAAGUAUUGUGUGGACUGCGAUUCCAAAGGACCUAGAUGGGCUUCUUGGAAUUUAGGAAUAUUUCUGUGCAUAAGAUGUGCAGGUAUUCAUCGUAAUCUUGGGGUACACAUUAGCAAAGUAAAAUCUGUGAAUUUGGAUUCUUGGACUCCCGAACAAGUGGUGAAUUUGCAACAAAUGGGAAAUAGUCGAGCCAGAGCUGUAUACGAAGCAAAUCUACCAGAUAAUUUUAGACGCCCACAAACUGAUUCUGCAUUAGAGGCAUUCAUUCGUUCAAAGUAUGAACACAAAAAAUACAUUGCCAAAGAAUGGGUUCAACCACCAUUACCUAAAGUCAAUUGGGAUAAAGAUUUAGAAGAAGAAGCUGAAAAACAGAAGAAAAAAAAGCGAGAACCAAAACCUGGGUCAAUUAUGCGUAGUGUGCCUUCAAUUGUACCAAAUCCAUUACCUAAACCUAUUUCCUUAAGCCCAAAGUUAUCAUCAAACAAGAAACCAAUUUUAACUGAUUCAAAUCAUUCCACUGAUCUUCUUGGUUUAGAUACUCCUACAAAAGAUUCAAACCCUACAUUGAUAGAUACGUCCUUCACAUCUUCCAGCUCAGAUUCAACUGAUCCAUUUAGCAGUUUUUUAAGUGCAUCUGUUUCUUCUACUACAACUUCUCCUCAAAUUCAACAAACUAUUGACCCUAUGUUAGGUCGAUCCACUGAAGAGGAAAAUUUUUUCAAUCAACCAACAGCAGCUACAAAAAAUAAACUUACUACUGAUUCUAUCUUGGCACUAUAUGAAAAAACAUCAUCUCCAAAUAAUAAGACCACAAGCCAAUAUACAAGUCAAAAUAACGGUUUUGUUCCUCAGCCACAGCAGCCAUUUUUUAACGCUUUCAAUAAUAAUGGUUUCCAAACUAUGCAACAGAUGCAAUCCAUCAAUAAUCAUGGGAAUUCUAUCAAUUUGUUAUCCAAUAGUUCUAUUGAUUUUAACAAAUUCCAGUCAUCAACAAAUUCUAAUUUUACAUCAAAUCCAUUUUAUAAUAUGGCUGCAAAAAAUGGAUCAACUCAAUUUAAUCAUGAGGAACCUGUAGUGAAAAAUAAUCAAUUUUCAGCAUUUGAUUCUUCAAAUGAUGUAGUUCAUUUGCCGCAACAAAUGACAAUGCUGAAUUUGGGACAUCCAAAAACAGUUACGUCAACUGUUAAUGGUUUUACAGACUUUUCUAAUGAAUUUACAGACCUUUCUAAUGGCUUUACAGACCUAGCCAAACCAUCACAGACUGGCCAAACGCUUUCACCUAAUUUAUGGCAGUAGUUACAGUUGAUUGAUUGUUCAUAAUAAUUUUGUUACAUUAUCAUUUUAAAUUUAAUACAAGUUAAAUUGAGA
This is a messenger RNA of Melanaphis sacchari, 1686 nucleotides long. RefSeq names its product stromal membrane-associated protein 1. The coding region runs from base 229 to 1614 and encodes 461 amino acids. Lineage: Eukaryota; Metazoa; Arthropoda; Insecta; Hemiptera; Aphididae. The record is from RefSeq and is a predicted model, not a curated record. Gene Ontology annotation, molecular function: metal ion binding; GTPase activator activity. The transcript has 9 exons.